Molecule: messenger RNA, 601 nt
Organism: Drosophila obscura
Lineage: Eukaryota; Metazoa; Arthropoda; Insecta; Diptera; Drosophilidae
Product: tubulin-specific chaperone A
Exons: 1
Coding region: 112-585 (157 amino acids)
Biological process (GO): tubulin complex assembly; post-chaperonin tubulin folding pathway
Cellular component (GO): cytosol; microtubule cytoskeleton
Molecular function (GO): beta-tubulin binding
Source: RefSeq, a predicted model, not a curated record
UUUAAGUUUGAGUUUCAAUUUUAAAAUGGGGAUCAGGCUCGCUCGGAUUUUGUGUUCAUUUUAAACGUAUCUUGUCCAGUUUGUGAACAGUGUCCGUUCCAUAGCAGUGCCAUGUACUGUCCCCACAUAGCCAAGCCACAAGCCAACGACAAUCCAAGCCGCCCAGCCAAGUCCCAGCCCAAGCCCAAGCUCCAGCUCCAGCAGUCCCAUCUACAGUCAUCUACAAGCGGCUGCAGUGCCUCCGACCCUCGUCUCGAGCAACUGGUCGUCUACCGCUCCCUGCUCGAGCACUUGCUGCACCAAAAGAUGCACUUCGAUCGGGAGCUGCAGCUGGAGGAGCAGCGUCUGGAGCGAUUUCGGCGCGAGGGCCUCAGCGAGCAGCGCCUGAAGGUGCAGGAGCGGGUUCUGAAAAAGGUUCAGGCCAUGCUGCCGGGCAUUGUGUUUAAGAUGCGCAACGAGGUCGAUAGGCUGCAGCGGCUCCUGGACACUGACCAGCAGCAGCUGAGGCAGCUCGAUCUGGAGCUCUUCGAGCAGUGCCGCCAGCUGCUGGACGCCUCGAAGCAGAGCCUGGACCAUGAGCUGUGAGACCCCCAGAGACCCA